AUGGGUUGGUCACUGGAGGCAAUUAUCGCGCUUAUUACUUUACUGAUUACCGGCCCGCCAUCACUUGUGCUACUCUGGAUUCAUUUUCAAGAACGCAGGGAGUCUGCUCCGUCUGAUCGAGAACACUCUGUCACCCUUCUGUGGAUGUCAGAAAGUGAAUAUUUCGGAUACAACGAGCGCAUUCUCGAAGGCGGUCUUGUCGACUAUCGCAUUCCAGCUAGUUAG
Molecule: messenger RNA, 225 nt
Organism: Penicillium samsonianum
Lineage: Eukaryota; Fungi; Ascomycota; Eurotiomycetes; Eurotiales; Aspergillaceae
Exons: 2
Coding region: 1-225 (74 amino acids)
Biological process (GO): regulation of DNA-templated transcription
Molecular function (GO): DNA binding
Source: RefSeq, a predicted model, not a curated record